Messenger RNA from Cantharellus anzutake, 1414 nucleotides. RefSeq lists its product as uncharacterized. The coding region runs from base 261 to 1352 and encodes 363 amino acids. The transcript has a single exon. NCBI's taxonomy places the organism in Eukaryota, Fungi, Basidiomycota, Agaricomycetes, Cantharellales, Hydnaceae. The record is from RefSeq and is a predicted model, not a curated record.
GUUUUGGUUCAUCCCGAGGCCGUGGAGGGACUUUUUCGAGUCUCCCUCCCUUCCAUGCACGGCCUCAUCUGAGAGGUGAACUUCCAUAUGCUCGUCGGGCACGAGCACCGCGUCAGGGUGACCUGUCACCUCCGAGGCCCGCACCACGUCUCCCAGUAUUGCCUGUUUGUGGAAGUCCAUUGCGUUCACGUUCGCGUUCAUCCUCGCGUCCUCGCUCUCGCUCACCUGCCCCUUCCAGAAGUCUGCACUCCCAGUCAGGAAUGCGUUCUCGCUCUCGCUCUCGUUCUCCUUUCUAUUCUCACUCUCGUUCCCGUUCCCGUCCUUGUCCCCGCUCUCGCUCCCAGUCUCCCUGUGGGUCUCAGUCUCGUGCUCGCCCACCUUCUAGCCCCCACUCCCACAGCAGUCCAGCAAGGCAUUCGCAGGAGCAGCAAGUCGCUAGUGGCUUGCCUUGCUUGGUUCCUUUUGUGCGGAUUCCCGCGCAUAAGUGGUUCAAGGUCGAAGUGUCUGCUCAAUGCUGGGAUGCAACACUGCCGCAUCACCUUAAGCCUGCGAACCUCGCUUCUCAAUAUCGGUCGCGUGGUGUUUGGGGCGUUAAAGCAAACAUGCUUAGACUUUCUUUUCGGAAGGAUUUAAAGGGGAAUAGCACUCCUUACGCCUGGAGACACACGUUUUUGCUGAAGGAAUUCACUCUCGUGGAUCCUUUCAAGCAAUUUGUUUUCACCACAGGUCAUUUUUUCGAUGAUCACACGAGCAGCAUGCCUCUCCCGAGUUUGAAAAGUAUUGCGGCUUUCACUUCCGCUGACGACCUGGUCUACAUCUCAUGUGCCUUCGAGCAUGCUGUUGACAAACAUGAGCUAGCUCUAUUUCGUCAAUUGGCCCCUCCUCCACUCCGUUAUGACGUGAUCCCUGACAUCUUGCUGGACUAUUGGAGCUACCCACCAAUUCCUGCCAGUUCUCAACAGGUCCUUCGCAAGCGGACGCUUCAGUCUUAUACCUUCUCAAUGUCCUGGCUAUCAGAGCGUAUUGCCGCAUUGCCAAAUGAACAGCGGACAAUUCAGCUUCGGCGUUUUGAGAUAAUUUGCUGUGCUAUUUGGUUAUACUACAGUGCUGCUAUUGAUCGUAACACAUACGGCCAUAUCAACUUUGUGGCUGAAAUCUGGCCGGUUGAAGGUGGUGAAAUGAAUGCUUUCAUUCGCCGCAUUGCUACGUGGGCGAGGGAACAUCAUCCAGAGGUCACUAUCAGCAGUCGUGGAUCGGAGAAAGAGGAGCUUCGGUUCAAAAAGGGACUUUGGACUUUGCAGAUUGAUGCUGAUCGCUCUGUUGGCGAGUUCUUGAGACCUCUGAGUUUGUAGUCUCAUUUCUAAUUGUAUCUACUGUUCUAAUUUACAUAAGUAAUACAAGUCUGCGAUCGAGC